Heterostelium album PN500 is the source of this 1797-nucleotide messenger RNA. RefSeq lists its product as uncharacterized. The record is from RefSeq and is a predicted model, not a curated record. The transcript has 6 exons. Bases 1 to 1797 code for a protein of 598 amino acids. NCBI's taxonomy places the organism in Eukaryota, Evosea, Eumycetozoa, Acytosteliales, Acytosteliaceae.
AUGGAUUAUAAGAGAGAAGAUGAUGAUAAUGAUGAACAAAUUGAAAGAUUAAAAAGAAUAGAAGCUGAAAGAAAGAAACAAUUUAGAAAGAAGUUAAAAUAUUUGAUUCUCACUAUCAUUAUUGUGUUGGUAUUUUUUAGCAAUCUACCACUAGUCUCAACCUCAGAGGUAGAUACAGCAACAACUACUACAACUAUAGAUAUUAAUAAUAAUAAUAAUAAUAAUAAUAAUAUUUUAGAUACAACAAUUAUUGAGAAUAAUGAUAAUAAUAAUGAUUUACAAUCUAUAACACCAGCAGCAACAACAACAACAAAUACACAAACAUUAGAUAGUAAUAUAAUUAAAAUAAAUUUAAAAGAUAUCAAUGACACUACAGAACUAUUUGCAAUACAUAAACAAACAAACGAAACAUUUGUAUUAUUGAUCUAUAAAAUAGAAUGUACAUUUUCACAAAGAAUAUUACCUGUUUACAGUGCUCUUGCACAAUCGUUUCCAAAUAUGACAUUCUAUAGAAUGGAUAAGCUAAUAACAACACCAUCAUUGUUUAUAAUACAGAAUAGCACUUUGAAGAAAUACUUUGGUGAAAAACAAUUCGAAUCGAUAAGAGAAUGGGUAUCGGCAAUGACAGAGACACAGUAUGUCAAUGGUGUUCUUGUGGAUGAUAGUAUCGAUCUCGACUAUCUGCUGUCGACCUCUUCCUCACAGCCAUUCUCUGUGAUCGACAUGAUCUCUACAAACGCCAAUGUAAACUACUCAUCAAGGAGAUAUCUCCUCUUCAUUAGCACCUGCUACGUUAUCUUUUUAGUGAUCAAAGCAAUUCAUAAUCAACUAUCCAUAUCUUUUCAAAACACUUUCGAAAGAAAUAUAAAUAAUAUCGAAAUCAUGGUUUUAAAUACAAGAUCAGUUGAGCAAUCAUCGGUUAGAUUGAACUCACCAGACGAAAAUCAAACAGAGUUGACACUGCGCAACAACAAAAAGAGUGUAAACAACAGCAACGGUCUGUUAUCUUCGCCAAAGAAGGAGGUCGAUACAAAGAGAAAACAAAAAUUAAAAGAAUCAACUCUAAAGCAACAACAGCAACAACCACCACAACACCAAUUGAAUAACAGAAAGAAGAAACCAAUCGAUGGUUUCGUUCACAAUCGUAAAUUGACUCUGGUCAUUGGUUUCGGUCUCGUUUUGUAUUACUGUGCAAUGAUGUACGUACGUUAUCAGCAUCGUGGGCUGAUUGGAUUCGCCGAUACUCUCUGGCUCUGUAACAUGGCUGUUGUACUUGCAAUCCUUUCGAUCUUUACCAACAAACCAUUCAUUUUGUGCAUGGGUAUCACCACUACUUUCAUUGUACAUUUCCUCUGGGUCGUAGACGUCAUUACUUGGUUCACUCUUGGUUUCUUCCCACUUGGAAAUGCCGAAUAUAUUAGUUGGCCAAAUAUUACAUGGGGUGAGAUCAUCACUAGCACUCAUCAUGCCUGGUAUAUUCCCCUCAGUAUUUUACUUUUGCACAGAAACGGUGGAUACCAGAGAAGAGCAUGGCUUGGUAGCAGUAUCUGUGGUGUACCAGUUAUUUUAGUUAGCACUCUGUUCCCAAAGGAAAUCAUUGUAAACUCUGAAGUAUUCUAUUUAAAUAUCAAUUGCGCUCAAGAAUGGUGGAGAGAUGUUAGAGGAUGGCCAUUCAGUUUGAUUCCAGAGAGUGGAGUUGAAUACUUGAUAUUCUUACAUAUCUUUAGUUUUGUAUUGUUUUCUGUUACUCAUUUGGUUAUGAAGGGCAUCUGCGCAAUCACCAUUAAAAGACACUAA